AGAAGCAUAACUAAACGCGGUGGCAAUCUUGUAAUUAUGGUGAAAAUUAUCUAAAAUAUGUAUGUAUCUGGCCAUAUUUAGGCACAGAUGUAAAAUGUCAGGUUAAAUACAAAAAAAAAAAUAUAUUUUUGGAACAAAGGUAAAGGUAGUGUAUCUGUCUCUCUCCCAAUUAUCAAAAGAACUAAACCCUUCUUCACCUUCAAUUCGCGUACGAGCAACACUCUUCACCUUAAACCCACAGCGCCGUCCUCACCUUCAAUUCGCAGCAACCCACAGCGCCGUCCUCACCUUCAAUUCGUAGCAACCCAGCAACACCCACCCUCUUCACCUUCACGAACGAAGCAAACCCCUCUCACCUUCACGAACGAACGAAGAAGCAAAACCGUCCUCACCUUCGAUUCGCACCCAAAACGCAUCAACCCAGCGCCGUCCUCACCUUCGCAAGAACCAGCGCCGUCCUCUCUCUCAACUCACCACCAGCGCCGUCCUCUCUCUCACGAACCCUAACUCCAAAUCGAUUCAGGAUUUUUGCUAAUGUUGCUGGUGACAUUACAAUUGUGGUUGAUGGGGAGUCAUUUCUGCUGCAUAAGUGGGAAGAUCCGAAAGAUGGUUGCUGAAGCUAACAAGGGUUCAAAUGUUUCAAAUUUGGAGCUCCUCAAUUUUCCAGGAGGACACUAGACAUUUGAACUUGCCAUGAAGUUCUGUUUGUCCUCAUUCCCUUGACUUUCUUGUUUGGCAUGUUAAAGAUGGCUAUAAUGUUGGGUGCCACAAUUCCAUGUAGGCUUGAGCUUGAAAGAAGGAUAUCAUUAAGGUUGGAAAUGGUUUCACUAGAUGAUCUUCUUAUACCAUCUCUUCAGAGUGGAGACUCCUUGUUUGAUGUGGAUACAGUUCAUAGGUUACUGGUGAAUUUCUUGCAGCGAAUUGAAGAGGAAGAGACGGAAGACUACGGAUAUGAAUCCGACGGAAUUGGUUCUAAUGGACAUGGUUCCCUGCUAAAAGUAGGACAGCUUAUUGAUGCUUUUUUAGCAGAAAUUGCACCUGAUCCUUGCUUAAGUCUACAGAAAUUCAUUGCUUUGAUUGAGAUACUUCCUGAUUAUGCUCGUGUCAUCGAUGAUGGCCUUUAUAGAGCCGUCGACAUUUAUUUGAAGGCCCAUACAGCAUUAACAAAACAAGGCAUGAUUGAUAAGGCAGGAAAUGGAAAAACUUUUUUUACCUCACUUUCUAAGGGGAUAGGAAGAAUUGCAAAUUUUAGCGGUCAAGGUGGAACAAGGCGACAACCUAACGGUAAUGACUGUGGAUAUUAUGUAAUGAAGAACAUGCUUGACAUUGUCACCGCUAGUAUUACAAAGAAUUGGAUGGAGGUGUUCGAUGAUCCCACGUCAUUAACCGAGGAGGAGAUGUAUGAAUUGCGAAACAACUGGGCUACUUGUUUUCUUGACCUGUACAAUCCCGAGGUAGAUUAUGUUGUUUCCGAUGAUGAGGUUUAG
Messenger RNA from Trifolium pratense (red clover), 1487 nucleotides. Its product is annotated as BTB/POZ domain-containing protein At3g08570-like. The record is from RefSeq and is a predicted model, not a curated record. The transcript is spliced from 6 exons. NCBI's taxonomy places the organism in Eukaryota, Viridiplantae, Streptophyta, Magnoliopsida, Fabales, Fabaceae. Bases 738 to 1487 code for a protein of 249 amino acids.